This is a messenger RNA of Diorhabda sublineata, 1767 nucleotides long. RefSeq lists its product as uncharacterized. Bases 134 to 1495 code for a protein of 453 amino acids. The record is from RefSeq and is a predicted model, not a curated record. Lineage: Eukaryota; Metazoa; Arthropoda; Insecta; Coleoptera; Chrysomelidae. The transcript has 8 exons.
UUAGUUAGAUAGUCACUAAGUCUCGCGAAAUAGAGUGCGGCGGGGAAAUAGAAGUUGUAAAAAGCCCGGUCGCGUAGUGUUUAAAAUUGAAAAUUUGUCAUAAAGAUUCAUUAGUGCCAUAUAAAAUGAAAAAAUGACAUCGACCACUACAACAAUUAGAAAAUCUUAUGGAAAUAGACGUUUGUAUGCAUUUCCCGAAGAUUAUCCGUUUCGAUUUCAAAAACAAAAAAGUGUUGGUGUACCUAAAAAGAAUGAGGAUGUGGCCAAGUUAAUAAAAUAUAUUGAUGAUAAUAUAGUUGGGAAAAAUAAUGCCUUUUUGGGACCUUUCGGCAGACGAAAAGUGGUGUUUUGUGAUUACGCCGCUUCGGGGAGGUCGCUACAAUUUAUAGAAGAAUAUAUUUUAAGAGAGGUUCUUCCAACGUACGGAAAUACACCUUAUACCUCCAGCAUAUCGUCAUUACAAACGACAUUAUUUAGACAAGAAGCCAGGGACAUAAUUAGAAACGCUGUAAAUGCGUCCGAAGAAGACGCAGUCAUAUUUUCCGGCCACGGUUGUUCGGACGCUUUAGAAAAACUAAUUACGGCGUUAGAUUUGCGGGAAUCCCCCGUCGUGUUCACCGGAUCGACAGAACAUUACGAUAAUAUUCAUUUAUGGCAAAAAAUUGGAUCGAAGUUGGUGCGAAUAGGGGAAACGAAAGAAGGUUUACUAGAUUUGGCGGAAUUAGAAAAUCAACUGAAAUUCUAUCAGAAUUGCGGGAGGCAGAUGAUAGGAUGUUUUUCUUUGGCAUCGAGCGUAACAGGUCUCGUAGUGGACGAUAUCGCUUGUACAAUUCUUCUACAUCAAUACGGAGCUUUGUCCUUUUGGGAUUUCAACGUCGGCGCUCCUUGUUUACUCAUAGAUAUGAAUCCAAUUAUUCCGGGAGUCGAGGAAACUAACUCUUCUUCCGCUUUUAAAGACGCCGUAUACUUUUCGGGACAUAAGUUCGUUGGAGGAGUCCAAACUCCCGGUAUACUAGUUGCCAAAAAAUCGAUAUUUCGAAGGUUAAAUACUUGCGAACCUGAUGGUUUCUUCGUUUCGAAUGAUCAUGACAAGAAUUUCGAUCUGCAAGAAGACGGCAACUGCGCCGCGAUUGUUGAAUCGAUCCGCGCAGGUCUAGUGAUGCAAUUAAAAGACACCGUUUCCGUAGCCAAUAUCAUUCAAAGACAAGAUAAAAUUGUUAAACAAAUGCUGCAACAUAUUAGAACCAUCCCGGAAUUGAUUCUUCUAGGAAACAAUUCUCCCAAUAUAAAGAGAAUACCGAUUUUUUCUUUUAUGGUUCGACAUCCUAGAGGAAGUUUUCUUCAUCACAAUUUCGUUUGUGCGGUAUUGAAUGACGUUUUCGGUAUACAAGCUAGAGCGGGAUGUCCUUGUUCGGGACCUUACGCUCAAGAGUUGCUGGGAAUCGAUCAAAGUUUGGCGGAUCAGUAUGAGAGUAUCAUAUUGGAAGAUAGGUAAGUUUGGAGAUUUUUUAAUUGUCUUUUGAUGAGUUUUUUUUCAAUUUUGCAAUUUUUUUAUCGUUUUUGAAAAGAAAACUUUUAUGCAAAACCUUUUUUUUCGACCGCAACAAUCCGAACUAUCCUUUCCAUAAUAUAUAAUUUUUGUAUGACCCCUCGUAAAAUGGUUUCGUUGCGAUGUUGUCGGCUGGCGCUAACGCUUACGCUUUGGGUAGUUAGUUAAAUUAAUAGAGAUGGGAGAAAACUGGUAACGGUAACUGAGUGAAAAAGAAA